AUGAGCAUUCUUUUCGGAUCCCUAUCGCACAAUUUACCGAUUGAGACACAUAAGGCUGGUCUGAUUCUUGAAUAUGUUGGUAAUUCAACAAUUCAAGCAAGUCCUCUUGUUCAGCAAGUACUUAACGGCUCUACUUCUCCCCUUCACACCUCGAUUUACCUCGAGUCAACGUUGAUUCAAUCCACAACCGGGUGCUCAAAUGUGCCAAACUAUAACACUGACAUUUACAGCAACACGUUCCUACGAUUCAUAUUUUCUCGACUUCAAAGUUAUGCUUCCUACAACUUGUCAUACGUGAUGGACCUGGAAUUAGUGGCACCGGUGAUUGACUGUACGUUUGACUUGCUCACAGCUGGUGAUACAAGUAUUGCCCGUGUAUAUUAUCUAGUUCGACGAAAUGAUAAUUCUACACAUAUGAUGCUAUUAUCAACGUCUCUGUCAGCUCAAGAUUACGUAAUUGACAAGCAGCACCAGCAGGGACCUGCUACUCUCCUUCUCGUAGCAGCGAUUGAUGAUGUCCGAGCGACAACAAUUACUCACGACAUCGCCAUCGCGUAUAACUAUCCGUACGUGGCUGAACCAGAGUUCGCGUAUUCAAAGCUUAAUGGAAUCGACGAGAACAACCACUGGCUGCUUCAAACCCUUGCAAACCCACGGACCCGGGACCCUGCGAAGGAUGCCCGUACAGUGCGUCGGUUUGGACGCUAUUUAAGCGAUCCAACGUCUCAAUUGAACAUUAAAAUGUCGCACUGGGAGAUACCGACUAAUCCAGCGGCCGAGUUAGGAAGCAUGUUAUGGCAAAGUCAUAUUGUGUCUCAUGAUUCUUGGGCUUGGACACACGCUGUUCAUGGCCUUUUUGCGCUUGAGGUCAUUUUCAAUUUCGGCGUGCUGUCAUUCAUAAUGUUUCGACGCAUACGCGUUGGCCAAUUUUGGGUUGGAGAUGCAUUUAGCACGAUUUCCAGAACUCUCAUAUUUCGAGGCUUACUUGUAAUACUGUGUAACAUUAUGAACGGGUUCUGGACAAUCACGAAAAUGUGUAUUUUCAUUGGAGAUUCUAUCACGGGUCUCGACGUCAUCUACUAUCGCCCAGAGCUUGUACACGCGGAUUUGCUGGCAGUAUUCCUGUGUGCUUUAACUGUUCUAUGUUAUGCCACACAGGAGCGUGUGACUCCACUGCUUGCUAUUGCAGUAUUCGAACUUAGUUGGCAGUACAAAGUUGAGCUGGUGAAGCUAUUUCCUAUUUCAAAAAGUAGAGUUUCGGGCUUUGCCUUGGCCGACUUAACAGAUGGGCUAGUGGAAGCAACGCCUUAUUUAGAUGCAUUAUCACCAUUAAACCUCAUAACGGCUAACGAGGUUGUCGGUGGUCGACAUCCAGUCGUCUUCUUGACAGCAUUGUCGAUCUUCUCUCCAAUCAUACUGAUUGCUGCCUUCAUUGCAGUCCAGAGAGCAAUUCGAUAUAUCAAGUCAAAGAAAAGUGGCAAGAAUGAACGAUCGAGUGUUUACACGAAGAACUUACCUCCAAUGAAACUCACAUCUUUCGAGGUAGCCACAGGUGCAGCUUUAAGCAAACGCUCUGGGAUCAUAUCCGAUUAUGAAGAUUACACUAUGUGGGAUAAUCGUCCUGCUGCAACUGUCGACGCUGUCUAUGGUAAUGGGUUUUUGGUUGUAAAUGCAAAGUACUUGAUUGGAGCUGAAGACCUUCUACCACUCUUGGUGAUGAAGCUGACAAGUGUUCGAUUUACAAGCAUAUUUGUUUACCAGAUAAGCGAAGCGAGUUCAGUACGAGAGACGGCUGAUCUAGUAUAUCCGUCAACAAUUUCCUGGAACGACUUAAGGCAUAUUGAUGUUGCUAGACUAAUUUAA
Molecule: messenger RNA, 1863 nt
Organism: Plasmopara halstedii
Lineage: Eukaryota; Oomycota; Peronosporomycetes; Peronosporales; Peronosporaceae
Exons: 1
Coding region: 1-1863 (620 amino acids)
Source: RefSeq, a predicted model, not a curated record